AUGUGUGUUUUUGAGAGUGAUAUUGACAUCGGGGAUUACGAAUGUAUAUCUCUGAGGAAUGGAGGAAAUGAUGGACUUGAUCUAAUAAAGGUGUUAGUGCAAAUAGACGGUACAGUGACACACACAAUUGUUCCUGAAGGAGGUGCAGACUAUAUACGUCUGGACACGGAUUAUGUUGACACCAAGGAGUUCUGUACAUCUGGUAUUGUAUCUCCGACUACUCAUACUACAGCUACCCUCACUUUAUCCUCCGUCAUUAUCUCUGAUACUGGUUAUUAUUGGUGCGUCAUUACCUACGAAGAUAUUAAAGCCAUAACCUCCGACAUCAUCAGAGUCUUUAUAGAAGGAGUAAUAACACCCCCGGUCCACACUGUGGGGGACCUAGGAGAAUCUGCGACCUUCACUGCAGUAUUCACUGGACAAACCACCACGUCAGCCCCAACCUGGGCAAAGAAGGCUCUUACCACCGGAGCCUCCUAUGAUGCUAACAUCCCCAGAUCAACAAUAACCCAAGCUUAUGACUCAUCCACCCUCAGCUGGACCUCCAAACUAGUUAUAUCAACUCUGGAAACGGCUGAUGAGGCUGCGUACGCGUGUACGAUAAUCUACGCCAGUUCAAAUCAGAAGACGACAACUGAUGCUGCGCUAUCUGUCUCUCACGCGGCAGUAGAACCCGCGUACGGGUUUGUGGGUAGUUCUUUAACACUGACAGCCAAGAUAACGGCUAAUGAGGAGGCGACCAACAUCGUGUGGUUCAAAAACAGCGCCCAUAUGGCUGAUACGAUAAAUAACGUCUAUGACGUCGGAACAGGAGUCACAACUUCUGAAAUCGUAUUCGGGUCUGCGGUCUCCGCUGGAGACAUCACCAGUACCUACAAGGUCACCGCAGAGCUCAACAUCGCCAGGGUUACCGUUCAGUCCCCUGAGAUAACUCUUAACCAGAUUGCUAUAACUGAGAACCCGACGGGAGGAGAUUACACUGUGGGUGGUCAGGGUACCCUCACCUGCAAGUUCGGACCUUCCACUGUCUCCACAUUUGCUACCCCGACCAUCAAAUGGGUCAGAACCACUGACAACUUCGAAUUCGACGGAACAAUAGAGGACACGUUUGAUAACUCGGUCUACACCUCACUGAUGAAAAUAUUCCCGGCUGCUGUUGGUGACGCGGGGAUCUGGAAGUGCGUUGUGACCCUCCAGGACUUUACUGGAUCUAUUGAGAGUUCUACUGCUACUGUUACUGUAUCAGGAAUAAUCACAUCUCCGACCUCUGACAAUGUCGUACAAGGAGCUCUUGUAACCUUAUCCUGUGUUGCCUCCACCCUGACAGAGCCGACUGUGGUCUGGAAAGAAGGACUUAGCUCCGAAAAUACAGUAACAGCUGGAUCGGGAACCUCCAUAACUAACACUUACUCUGGCACUUCCUUCACCAGCGUGUUGAUAUUUCAAUACACUGUGUCCACUACAGACACUUACGUGUGUGAAGUAACGGAUUCCUCCACCACCUACACAUCUUCAAAAGCCAACUUCAGCCCCCUCGUGAUCACGAGUCAGCCUGCGGCUGUGAUAGCAAAGUCCGGUGACUCCCAAGCAGGUCCUAUUUCUUGCACCGCCUCCGAUCACAGCUCCCUUACUAUUUCCUGGUUUAAGGGAAGUACUGAACUGACGGAUACUAAUAAAUACUCCUUCUCGACCACUUCCGGUGUAGGAGAAAUGACGGUGAUAAACGAUGUGAAUAUAGACGAUGCAGGUGACUACUACUGCAAGGCAGAGUACGCACUGAAUGGGAACUUCAACGGGGGUAGCUUGACCUCUAACUCCGGAACUCUCGAUAUUAUCAGCAUUGUUGACGAACCGUCUAUACUAACAUUAUUAUUCAAUACUGGAAUAUUCAAUACAGCGUACUCUCUUCCUCCGUGUGUUGCAAUUGGGCCCAAAGAGGCUGACACAGCUAUCUGGACUUCCGAUGCAGAUUUGACCGCAACCACUUCCACCAAGACGUAUGAUCCUAACACCAAAAAGACCACGACCACUCUAUCGUGGGCAUCUAUACCGAAUGAUUUGAGUGGCAGUGGAUACAUCUGUACUAUAACAUAUGACGCUAACAGUGUCAUCACAUUCAGGAUGAUGGAACCCACAUCUAAGGGCUUUGUGACCCACCCAACCUCAGUCGUCCAAUCAGGAACUGCAGUUACCUUCACCGCCGUUGUGGACGGCUCCCUGAGUUCCAUAUUGUAUAAAACAAUACUAUGGUACGGUGUUAUUCCGGGGUCCUCAUAUUAUGUCACUUUAAACGAUGUAGAUGGAUACACAGUUACAGUACCGACAGCGGCUUCCCCGACUUCAGAAUUGCGAAUAGACACAGCAAGUGUAACAGCUGAUUUAUACACGGCUUACGUGGCAGGGAUUUAUGUAACUUCAUAUACCAUGGCUUAUUCUACCGAAGCUUAUCUGUAUAAGCGAGAAAUAACAACGUCCCUGUCUGGAAAUACUUAUUCACUCCCGGGGACGGCUUACACCAUUACUUGUACAUAUGAGGGUGACGCCACAGACAGCCUGAAAUGGUACAAGGACGAUGUUGAAUUGGAACAGAAAGCGGGCUGUCUGGUCAGCUCACAGACCAGUUAUUAUCAAAAUCUCGUUCAGGUGUCGAAGUUGUUCUUUGAGUCACCCACAGCUUCGGAUUCUGGAUCUUACAAGUGUAGAGCUAUUACGACCGAUUCUACGGUGACCGUUGAUUCGGCUGCCUUUUACAUUGGCAUCCCACGUUUUAUUCCUCCAAGUACUCUAUACACGACAGUCGGUUCUACUAUAUCAGUGUCCUGUACCCUAGAGCUUGACACUUUGUUGCAAUCCAGCUUCUCCAGCAGCGCGUCCUACUUAGUCAGGGACAGCACUUCGAUCUCCACUCUAAACCUGAUCAGUGGAUCUACAACCAGUACAACCCUGCUGCUAGCAGCAAAUGACGUAUUAUUGAAUUCUGCAAGUUUGUUCUCUCCAGCGGUGUCCUACAAGUGCAAGGGCUACUUCACUGGAAAUAACAUUCCAUUUAAUUCAACGACGUUCGACAUACGCCAACUUCAGAUAACCAAAGCGCCAUCUGACGUGAACACAAUCGCUGGUGUUUCAGUGACCUUCACCUGCUCUGCCUCCAGUCCUACUGAUUACACUGCAGAUAUUAACUUCUACCUCUCAGCCAACCUUAAUACUGCUCUGACCAGUGGGGGAGACUACACAGUCAGCUCGAUAACUACAACUAACUUCAUCGCCACAAAGACCUUGUCACGUACAGCCACCACUGACGAGAGCUUUGUGUGCGCAGUAGAGUACAGCUCACUAGCUGUGGUUGGAGGGAGUAAUAUAGUCACUAGUAGUCCGGCUUCUAUCAACAUACUCGCGAACACUGGUGCCGCCACAGCUACCCCCAACGGGUAUGACGGAGUUGCCCUAACCCUCUCAUGUGCAUUCUCUUAUACCCCCACCUCGAUCACGUGGUCUAAAGACAACAUCCUUGUGGACACUACAGCUAACUCUGGUUACGAAAAAUCCUCUUCCGCACCUAACCACUACCUCAAAAUAGUAUCUCCCCAAACUAGUGACGCAGGUUCCUACACGUGUGUCGCGGACUACGGAACAGCGACCGUUUCUGGAACCGUGACCACUCUAGCAAUCAAAGGGUUCAGCGUGGUACCGACCUACACUAAAGUUGGGGCAGACGCCGCCUUCACCAUGUCCUGUACCAUAUCAGCUGGUCUGGGAACUAGCGGAAAUCUGGAAAUGUACAGAGCUCACCCCUCCUUCAUCUCAGGUUGGUAG
Messenger RNA from Bolinopsis microptera, 3813 nucleotides. Its product is annotated as titin-like. The transcript has 31 exons. The record is from RefSeq and is a predicted model, not a curated record. Lineage: Eukaryota; Metazoa; Ctenophora; Tentaculata; Lobata; Bolinopsidae. Gene Ontology annotation, biological process: homophilic cell-cell adhesion; axon guidance; dendrite self-avoidance. Gene Ontology annotation, molecular function: cell-cell adhesion mediator activity. Gene Ontology annotation, cellular component: plasma membrane; axon. The coding region runs from base 1 to 3813 and encodes 1270 amino acids.